AUGUCGAUAGCAGAUGUAUGCCGUGAGACGUACAGGUUGUCCGACAGUGCUAUAGAGAUGCUAUUGGAGGAAGACAAGAAAGAAAGCAUCCGCUCAGCCUUGCAAAUGCUGGAGAGCAAGGUGGAUCAACUACCAAGAGGCUACGGCAACCACUUAGAGCGACUCAGCGCUGACUUCGAAAAGUGGACGACCGAUCUACUAGAAACGGUAGAUGCAACGGAAGAAGAAGAAGUGGAAACAAACCUUAUCAAAGGUGACGGGGCAAAAGACGCAAGAGAUAUUGUGCUUACUCGGAAAGCCGAGGCCGAGCUCAAGAAGCUAGAGGCAGAGCAAGACAUAAAAGCAGCCGAAAAGGAAAUCGAAGAGUACGACGAGAUCGUGAAGAACAUAGAAGCAGAAGGAGAGAAGUUGAAGGCAGGCCGUCAAGCAGUCAGGGAGACGUUGCAAGUGUCGCAACGAGUGCUUGAAAUGCUACAGAGCACAACAAAGCAGCUACGCACUGUGACAAGCACAAACGAAGAAGUAAAGAAGAACUUGUUUCAAGAUGAAGAAAAGAAAGAAAAUGUGCAGUUGCAGAUGCUACGUAUGAUGAUGCGAAAGAGAAAGAGCGGAAUGGAAACCCCGCGAAGUGCGGAAACCCCACGAAGUGCUCCAAGCGAAGAUGAAAGCCAGAGAAAGCGAACCCGUGGGACAGACAGGCCAAAUGAGCCUAAGUUCCCGCCAAAGCCAAAACCUGAAGCGAAGGCUAAGACAGCUCCAACAAUCCUGAAAGAAAAGGAAGAAAAGGAGAAAAAGAUUGAAAGCCCGCAGCCAUCGAGAAAGGAAAGAAAACGAGAGCUUGAAGGAGUUCAUGAUAAAUGGCUGACAAGAGAAUACAAGACAGGGCGAUGCUUCCAUUGUGGCUUCAAUGUCUUCGACCCGGAGUUAGGAAAGAAAAGGAUCGCAGUCGGAUGGGGAAACCAUACCGUCCAGAAAUGCCGGCUGAACACGACCGGUAUCGAUCCUAGCAGGCCGGAAAAGCCGGAAAAGCCGAAAGUCAAGAAAGCCAAAGGGGAUGAAAGAGUGAUAGAUGUUGAAGCUGAAGAAGAGAAAGAAAGAGAGCCGAAGAGCUCUACCGGCUCAAGUUCAAGUGCCAAGCCGAAUAUCUUCGCAACGCCGGAAGGUAAAGUCAUUCUCAAUCCCAAAUGGGGAGAAGAGCGACCUCGAGCAGAGGAAAAGAAGAUGCCAAAGAAAACGAAAGAAAGCAAGGAUAAGGAAAAGAAAGAGAAAAAGGAGCAGAAAGACAAGAAGCACAAGAAAGACAAGAAAGAAAGAGAGAGAAGGGCCGAGAGCCCGGAGAAGGGACACGAAGAGCCAGAAGAUGAAGAGAAGAUGAAAGAAAGGAGCAUGCGACAAAUGUGA
Molecule: messenger RNA, 1401 nt
Organism: Symbiodinium necroappetens
Lineage: Eukaryota; Dinophyceae; Suessiales; Symbiodiniaceae
Source: the annotation of a GenBank genome assembly